Molecule: messenger RNA, 3019 nt
Organism: Tigriopus californicus
Lineage: Eukaryota; Metazoa; Arthropoda; Copepoda; Harpacticoida; Harpacticidae
Product: Na(+)/H(+) exchanger beta-like
Exons: 1
Coding region: 697-2808 (703 amino acids)
Biological process (GO): sodium ion transport; proton transmembrane transport; regulation of pH
Cellular component (GO): membrane
Molecular function (GO): sodium:proton antiporter activity
Source: RefSeq, a predicted model, not a curated record
GAGCUUGCCACGCUCUCUCAGCCAAAUUGAGCCUUUUCCCAAAGUGAGCAAGCUUCGAGAUUUGUGGAAGUCAAUCUCUGAAUGUGCUAGAUCUCGAGCUUUGUCAUUGGCGUUAAGAGUGCCGCUGGCAGGAGCCUCUAAGCUACGAUUGUAAAUGCUUGUUCUUGUUUGUGGGCAAGAGUUCAACAUUAAGUACACAUUCUCAUAGUGGAGUGUACACCAUCUAUUGUACGUAGGACAAGUGAAUUGAAGCUCUCCUUUGAACGAAUCUGCCCACACACGUCAUGAAUGCGGUUUCAAAGUCAGCACCACCACCACCGCCACCGCCACCGCCACCGCCACCCCAGGGAUAGAAAACAGAGGGGCAGGAAAAGGGCGAGAGACUUGUUCAAUCCCAAUAAUCUCUGCGAGUUGAUCAUUUCCUCUGCUAAUACACUUUAUCUCAAGGAUUCUUUCAAACACACGUUGAAACUCCGCCUCCUCCUCUUCGUCAUCAUCGUCGUCUUCCUCCUCCUUCAGUGACUCCUACACAAACUACUCUUUUAUAUCUGAACAUGCAUUCACUUUGCACACUAAACAACGACAAAGUCAUGUUCCUGUGCUAAGGGAGAGCGUCUACCGGCAUCAUUUUGGCCAAACCCAGCGAUUCCGAAGUUAUCAAGUGUCGAAGGCCGAAAUUUCUUAUCCCAAGUUACAAUGAAGGGAUUCAUGAAGUGGUUAGCCGUGAUUUGGUUGUUGGUUUUAGCUCUCAAUUCGUACGUGGCGAAAGGAUCCAAUGCCAGUGACAUCAACGGGCAUCACGAUCCACAAGAUCAUCAAGAUCAUGAAAGCCAUGAAACAGCCCAUCAUGGUGUGGUGUUGGCAUCCUGGAGGUGGGAUGAAUAUAGCAACAUUGUCAUGCUAAUUCUCAUGAUCCUUUUUGCCGGACUCAUGAAGUUGGGGUUCCAUCACAUCCCAUGGCUAGCCCAACACUUUCCGGAAUCAUGCGUCCUAAUCUUAAUCGGUAUUGUCAUCGGAGGCUUCGUGUACAAUGUUGUGGAAUCACAUUCGCAUCACUUCCCGGUCUUUACCAGCUCCCUAUUCUUCAAUGUUCUGUUGCCUCCCAUCAUCCUGGAUUCGGCUUAUUCACUCUACGACAGGUCAUUCUUGUCCAAUCUAGUUACUGUGGUGCUCUUCGCCGUCCUUGGCACCCUUUUCAACGUGUUUGCCAUCGGAUAUCUGCUGUACUUCUUGGGGUAUAUUGGCGCCAUGGGCUCGUUUUCGGCUCCCUUAACACCCCUCUCCUGUUUGGUGUUUGCUUCCCUCAUUGCAGCCGUGGAUCCGGUGGCAGUGUUGGCCAUAUUCGAGGAGAUUGGUGUCAACAUGGGACUUUACUUUUUAGUAUUUGGCGAAUCCCUAUUUAAUGAUGGAGUUACUGUUGUGUUAUACAACACAAUGGUGGCUUUACAAGGCCAAGCUGAUGUGGACGCUACUCAGUAUGUAUUGGCAUUCUUCAGUUUUUUCACCGUUGUUUUCGGUGGACUUGCCGUCGGAACAUUGAUUGGUGCACUAAGUGCGUACAUUCUGAAAUUUACUAAACACACGAGGGUCAUUGAGCCCCUCAUUGUGUUUGUGACAUCUUACCUCGCUUUCAUCCUCGCCGAGACCAUUCAUUGGUCCGGUAUCAUUAGUUUAAUCGGAUGCGGGAUCGUCCAAAAACGAUAUGCCUUUCCCAACAUAUCCAAAAAAUCCUACACCACCGUCAAGUAUUCCAUUAAGACUCUGGCCUCAUUCUCAGAUUGCAUUAUUUUCCUUUUCCUUGGUAUUGUUACAUUUAGUCACUCUCUGGAAUGGCACACCGGUUUUGUAGUUUGGACUGUUAUUCUGUGCACCGUUAUUCGGUUUAUCGGCGUGUUCUCACUAAGCUCAAUCAUCAAUCGUCAUCGGAUGAAGAAGAUUUCUCCUAAAGAGCAAUUCAUUAUGGCAUACGGUGGUCUCCGAGGAGCUGUGGGGUUCUCUUUGGUGACCAUUUUGGAUGAUGCUAAUGCGUUCAAGGAUAUCUUUCUCACCACAACUCUCGUGAUGAUUUUCGUUACAGUCUUUAUUCAAGGUGGAACUAUUAAAUUUCUUGUCGGAAAGCUGAAGAUUGCCAAGAAAGAUGCCAAGGGUCCCAAGUUGAUCUCGACGGAUGUCAACCUCCGGACCAUCGACCAUGUCAUGGCGGGCGUCGAGUCGAUCAUUGGCAAACACUCCAGUCAUUCUUUACUGGAAGUAGUAAGAACUUUUGACAACGACUAUACCAAAAAAUUUCUCGUUCGAAAAGAUGCCGAAGAUAUUUUAGCUCUGCGAUUCGAAAGGAUAUCGCUGGAUGAUCACUGUGCCCGUCUCUACGGCCCAACGGUUGUAAUCCAUCAAACAGCUAAAGUUCGAGCCGACCAAGGGGCUCCCUCGCAGCCGAUGACAGAGGCAGAGCGCAAGAAGAUACACCUAAUGUUGUCGAACACGCCAUUCGAAAGGUACAGGAACAAGUCAUAUCAGCGGGACUCUCCGGAGCAUUUGGUUAGGCAGUUGACGUUCGAUCACACAAAUCGGAGCCGUGUUUUAGAACAUCAGUUGUCUUUGGGGACAAUUCUGGAGGAAUCCACCCCGAUGCUGGAGUCGAAUCGACCUAAUCCCGAUAACGUGAAGAGUAAGCUCCUAUGGCAAAAGAGCGCCGCGGCUACCAAAGUCUUGAGGCAGUACCAAGAAGCAAAAGGACAGUUCAAAAAUCAAGAGACCCCAUGGCCUACCAAGGAGAAUGUGGUCAAUUCCGAAGAAAGCGUCGUGUGAAUCGAAAACAGAUUUUGGCUUCUUACAAUCCAAGUUUAUCAAUACAAAAAUUUCGGCUUACUCGCCAGUCCCAGUGCGUGGAAUCUAUUUGCCUUUUGAAUCGUUGAAAGUAGAAACUGAAAAACUGCUGGAUAAGAAGAACAGUUUCUCGUAUUAGCCUCUUUAUUAGCAUAAUCCAUAAUCCAAGCGUCAAUAAAGGCUCAAACUCGAA